CAUCCCGAGGGGCGGCGCGCCCAGCUGCAGACGAGCGUCAUGGCUGCUUGGAGACCGCCCCAGGUGGAGGAGCUGCUGGCCGAGGCCCGGCGGGCCUUCCUGGAGGAGUUCGGAGCCGAGCCGGAGCUGGCAGUGUCGGCGCCGGGCCGCGUCAACCUCAUCGGGGAGCACACGGACUACAACCAGGGCCUGGUGUUGCCCAUGGCUCUGGAGCUUGUGACCAUCCUGGUUGGCAGCCCCCGGACAGAUGGGCUUGUCUCUCUUCUCACCACCUCCAAGGAUGCAGACGAACCUCAACGACUGCAGUUCCCACUGCCCACAGCCCAGCGGUCCUUGGAGCCUGGAGUCCCACAGUGGGCCAAUUACGUCAAGGGAGUGAUCCAACAUUACCCAGCCGCACCCCUCCCUGGCUUCAGUGCAGUGGUGGUCAGCUCAGUGCCCCUGGGGGGUGGGCUUUCCAGCUCAGCUUCUCUGGAAGUGGCCACAUACACCUUCCUCCAGCAGCUCUGCCCAGGUGGCCACCCCCUGGACCCUCCCCUGGACCCCAGCUUCCCCACCUCACCCUGUGCCGCAGACUCGGGGGCAAUAGCUGCCCGGGCCCAGGUGUGUCAACGGGCCGAGCACAGCUUCGCAGGGGUGCCCUGUGGCAUCAUGGACCAGCUCGUCGCACUGCUGGGGCAGAAAGGCCAUGCGCUACUCAUUGACUGCAGGUCCCUGGAAACAAGUCUGGUGCCGCUGUCGGACCCCAAGCUGGCUGUGCUCAUCACUAACUCCAAUGUCCGCCACUCCCUGGCCUCCAGCGAGUAUCCGAUUCGGCGGCGCCAGUGCGAAGAAGUGGCCCAGGCUCUGGGCAAGGAGAGCCUUCGAGAGGUGCGGUUGGAGGAGCUUGAGGCGGGCAGGGAGCUGAUGAGCAAGGAGGGCUUCCGGCGGGCCCGACAUGUAGUCGGUGAGAUCCGGCGAACAGCCCAGGCAGCCGCUGCUCUGAGCCGUGGAGACUACAGGGCCUUUGGACGUCUCAUGGUGGAAAGUCACUACUCACUCAGGGAUGAUUAUGAAGUGAGUUGCCCUGAGCUGGACCAAUUGGUUGAGGCUGCACUCUCUGUGCCUGGGGUCUAUGGGAGUCGUAUGACAGGUGGUGGCUUUGGUGGCUGCACAGUGACACUGCUGGAGGCCUCUGCUGCCUCCCUCGCCAUGCAUCACAUACAGGAGCAGUACAGUGGCACAGCAUCCUUCUACCUCUCCCAAGCUGCCGACGGAGCCCAGGUGCUGGGCUUGUGAGGUGUUCCUGAGACCGAUGGACACACAGGCGUAGGUGUGUGUAUGCUGCAGCUCUGCCUCUGGCAUCCUCCUUCUACGUCUGGGUGCUUAAUAAACCUGUGCCUCUUA
Messenger RNA from Peromyscus maniculatus bairdii (prairie deer mouse), 1386 nucleotides. Lineage: Eukaryota; Metazoa; Chordata; Mammalia; Rodentia; Cricetidae. The record is from RefSeq and is a predicted model, not a curated record.